Molecule: messenger RNA, 1088 nt
Organism: Alnus glutinosa
Lineage: Eukaryota; Viridiplantae; Streptophyta; Magnoliopsida; Fagales; Betulaceae
Product: large ribosomal subunit protein uL14mz
Exons: 4
Coding region: 146-646 (166 amino acids)
Biological process (GO): translation
Cellular component (GO): ribosome; mitochondrial large ribosomal subunit
Molecular function (GO): large ribosomal subunit rRNA binding; structural constituent of ribosome
Source: RefSeq, a predicted model, not a curated record
CCUUUACCAGCUUGAGACUAAAACCUCCCAAAAUAGCGCUGACUGCUCCGCCACCGUCAAGGGUUUCUCUCCCAUUUCGAGCUCACUCUGCUGCCACCACCCUCCGCAGAGUCAUACUCUCAGGGGAAAGAAGAUCAAUUCAGAGAUGGCUGCUGGUCUGGCUUCCAAAUGGUCUCGUGUUGGCCGUUCAUUGUUGGGGGGACUUGGAAACAACUUGUCUAAUUUACUGAACACGUCACUUGAGAUGGCAUGCAACAAUUCCUUAUCUCAGCAGCAAAGGACUUUCAUUCAGAUGAGGACGGUUCUCAAAGUUGUGGACAACUCUGGGGCAAAAAAGGUGAUGUGCAUACAGGCCUUGAAGGGGAAGAAAGGUGCAAGGUUGGGAGACACAAUAGUUGCAUCUGUCAAGGAAGCCCAUCCAAAUGGAAAAGUCAAGAAAGGAAAGGUUGUGUAUGGUGUGGUUGUCCGUGCAGCCAUGCAACGCGGCCGUUGUGAUGGCAGUGAAGUCAAGUUUGAUGACAAUGCUGUGGUACUUGUUGACAAGCAAGGGCAGCCAAUUGGGACGAGAGUUUUUGGGCCCGUCCCUCACGAGCUAAGGAAGAAAAAGCAUGUCAAGAUUCUUACUUUGGCGGGGCAUAUUGCGUAGAGUGUGGGAGUCUUUGGAGUCCAGAUGCAGGAGUGAUAGCAUAGGCAUUGUUUGGAUAAAUCUAGCAUAUGCUUGGUUAGACUCUUGAAUUUUGCCUGAAUUUGUCUGCAUUGAAAAAAGAAAGAAAAAGAAUGUUUUUUAGUCCCAUCAAUUUUCAAGCAGUGAGAUGAUAGCCAAGUGACCUGUAACUUUUAACUAAUUGAAUGCCUAUAUUGCUUGUCAUUAGUUUAACACUAAUCUUGUGUAAGGUGUCAUAAACAAAUGACAGAGAAUGUGGUUUUCAACUAAUUACCAUUAGCAGGUCCCUAGCUUUGAGAUAAUUAAGGGACUGUUUGGUAUAUCAUAGAAUCUGGUGUGCUAUGACUUGUAUAACUGGUUUUAAUCCUCUGCAGUUUGGUAAAUUUUUUUUGGUACAGAAAACUGGACUUUUCAACCUCGUAAA